CCUAGCGUUGUGGUAAAAUAUCGCUGGUCACACUACAUUUUCCACUAGCUAUAGGAAACAAAACACCGAAAACUUUUUAAAACCAUUAGCAUUUGAUAUAGCGUAAUGGAAGAACUACGCAAGCAUUUAUCUUCGGUAAACGUGCCCUGCGGCUCCGGGUCGGGCAGCCCACCGAUUUACAAGGAUGAGUGCGUCUACUCCUAUGACAACCCAGAGACGCCCACCGGCCUGUACGUUUGCCUGCACAGCUUCCUGGGCUUCGGCGAGGCCUAUGUGCGUGAGUACGCCAGCAAGACCGGCCACAAGGUCUUCCUCCACAUCCGCCGCGUGAAGACUCCCAAGGAGGGUGAGGGCGUCGAUGCCGAAUGCAAUCCAGAGGAGGAGGCGGGGCCGGAACGAAAGAUCACCCGGCUAGCCAUUGGCGUGGAGGGUGGCUACAAUGAGUCAGACAUGGCCAAGAAAUAUGAGAUCAAGGACACGUACAGCAUUGUUGUAGCCCCCCAGCUGGACAAGAAGCUGCCCUAUCCAGAUCCCGAGCUGCCCAUGCGCGUCACCCAGGCGGUGGAGGCGAUUCUGGCCGCAGAUUCGGCCAUUGCCAAGCUGGAGAAGGCCACUUUGAUGGGCACCUGGGAUGGUGAAGUGCGCCAGGCAUCGAAAUAUGCCGAGAACUUGCAGCAGCUGGACAAUGGCAAGAAGAUACCGCCCGCCGGCUGGCAGUGCGAGAAGUGUGAUCUGACCAACAACCUCUGGCUGAAUCUGACUGAUGGCUCCAUCAUGUGCGGACGCAAGUUCUUCGACGGCAGUGGUGGCAACGACCAUGCCGUGGAGCACUAUCGCGUCACAGGCUAUCCGCUGGCCGUGAAAUUGGGUACCAUCACUGCUGAUGGCAAAUCGGAUGUGUUCUCAUAUCCGGAGGAUGACAUGGUGCUCGAUCCACAAUUGGAGCGGCAUCUGUCCCAUUUUGGCAUCAACAUGGCCGCGAUGAAGAAGAGCGAAAAGUCAAUGGUGGAGCUGGAACUGGACAUCAACCAGCGAAUCGGCGAGUGGUCUGCACUGACGGAGAGCGAGAGCGAGCUACAGCCACUGGCCGGACCGGGAUACACGGGCAUGCGCAACCUCGGCAACUCGUGCUACAUCAACAGCGUGAUGCAGGUGCUCUUCGUCAUACCCGAUUUCCUUCAGCGAUUCGUGGGCACUGGAGCUGAACGCUACUUCAACGAGUUCCCCAGCGACCCGGCCAAUGAUUUCAAUAUCCAAAUGGCCAAGCUGGGCACCGGCCUGCAGUCCGGCAAGUACAGCAGCGUAGCGGAGAACACCCUGGAUACCGAUAACUCCACGGGCAUUUCCCCAGCCAUGUUCAAGAACAUUGUGGGCAAGAACCAUCCCGAUUUCAGUACCAAACAGCAGCAAGAUGCCAACGAUUUCUACCUACAUUUGCUCACCCUGCUGGACAGGAAUUCGCGCAACCAAACCAACCCGGCUGAUGCGCUCAAGUUCCUGCUGGAGGAUCGUGUUGAGUGUUUGGCCAGUCGCAAGGUGAAGUACAAGACGCGCGAGGAGUACAGCUUCCGGUUGCCCAUUCCGCUGGAGAAGGCAACAAACUUGGAUGAGGUACGCGAGUACCAGGAGCGAGAGAAGGCGGCACGCGAGUCGGGCCAGCGGCUGGUGGAACGGGACAUUGUCAGGCACAAGGUGCCGCUGCAGGCCUGCCUGGAGCGCUUCUUUGCCCCGGAGCUGAUCGAGCAGUUCUACUCCACGGCCAUCGAAGGCAAGACCAAUGCCAGGAAGCUCACUCGUCUCGCUACUAUGCCCGAUUGCCUGAUGAUUCACUUGGGCAAGUUCACGUUGGGCGACGACUGGGUGCCCAAGAAGUUGGACGUAUCCGUGGACAUGCCCGAUGAGCUGGAUCUGAGCAAUUGGCGUUCGGCCGGCGGCCUGCAGGCUGGUGAAGAGGCCCUGCCGGAGGCGGCUACCGAAGAGGUGAAGUUCGCCUUUGACGAGGCCGUCAUGUCCGAGCUGCUCACCAUGGGCUUCCCAACGGAGGCCUGUAAGCGGGCUUGCUUCCACACGAAGAACAGCGGCUUGGAAGCCGCCUCCAACUGGCUGAUGGAGCACAUUGCCGACGAGGACAUUUCGGAGCCUUUUGUGGUGCCCAAUAAUCGCAUAGGCGACUGUGCCGCCGAUCAGUUUGUGGCCAAUCCGGAGAGUCUGGCCAUGCUGAUGAGCAUGGGCUUUGACGAGCGGCAGGCUGUGGCAGCCUUGAAGGCCACCGAUGGCAAUGUGGAGCGUGCCACCGACUGGAUCUUCUCGCAUGCCGACUCCAUCGGCUUUGAGGAUGUCCCGCCACCCGUUUCGGCUCCAACUGCUGCGGCCGCGACUAGUUCGGGGCCCAACAAGAGCAACUAUCGCGAUGGCGGGGGCAAGUAUCGCCUGGUGGCCUUCAUCUCGCACAUGGGCACCUCCGCCCAGGUGGGCCACUAUGUCUGUCACAUCCGCAAGCAAGGCGAGUGGGUCAUCUACAACGACAGCAAGGUGGCCAAGUCACAGAACCCGCCCAAGGAUCUUGGUUAUCUGUAUCUCUACAUGCGCGACGAGUAGCCUCUGCCAGCCGCCCGAUCUCAGGCCCAUCCCAUAUACGCCAGUCCCCCCAAAAACCUAAUAUUAUGCGCCCUUUAAAAAUGGAAAUUAAGAAAAUAAAAUACAAAUAUAUUGUGCUA
This is a messenger RNA of Drosophila kikkawai, 2717 nucleotides long. It is a transcript of the gene Usp5, whose product is annotated as ubiquitin specific protease 5. Gene Ontology annotation, molecular function: protein binding; zinc ion binding; cysteine-type deubiquitinase activity. The record is from RefSeq and is a predicted model, not a curated record. Gene Ontology annotation, biological process: protein deubiquitination. Lineage: Eukaryota; Metazoa; Arthropoda; Insecta; Diptera; Drosophilidae.